This is a messenger RNA of Mesorhabditis belari, 216 nucleotides long. Lineage: Eukaryota; Metazoa; Nematoda; Chromadorea; Rhabditida; Rhabditidae. The record is from the annotation of a GenBank genome assembly.
AUGCAAUUCAAAGCUUUGACUCUAUUCGUACUUGUUCUCCUUAUCGGAUUGGCAGUGACAGCACCCGCAGCAGUGCCUCAAGACUGCCACAAUCCUUGUAACUGGAUCGAGGGCAUUUGCCAUUGUCCAUGCGUACCAGAUGGUUGUUGGGAAACGGGUUGUCAAGUCUUCUACACCGUCGAGAAGGCUCUACUCAAUCCGUGCAUUCCUCCAGUU